This is a messenger RNA of Ixodes scapularis (black-legged tick), 3043 nucleotides long. RefSeq names its product GRAM domain-containing protein 4. Gene Ontology annotation, biological process: apoptotic process; negative regulation of toll-like receptor 9 signaling pathway. The transcript is spliced from 19 exons. NCBI's taxonomy places the organism in Eukaryota, Metazoa, Arthropoda, Arachnida, Ixodida, Ixodidae. The coding region runs from base 491 to 2566 and encodes 691 amino acids. The record is from RefSeq and is a predicted model, not a curated record.
GCCCCCCGUUUGAACGCCCUGAAGCCACUCGAGAUUGUCGUCGGCCGCGCGUAUUACUGUUCCGCGUUCGGAGCUGGCGCCUUAUCUUCGUACGAUACUACACUUCCCGACAUCCACCGACACGACGGACAAGCCCGAAACUUUCAGAAAGGUGCACGCUUGCAGAGGAUGUAAAGCUCGCGUCAUCCGAGCGAUAGCCCCGCACUCAAGACGUGUCUUCGAGUUGUGGCCGCUGUCCCACUUGCAGAGGCUCCAAGGCUCGUGUCAUCCGACAGAUAGUCCCAAUCAAGACGUGUCUUCGAGUUGUGGUAGACCCACUCAAGACGUGUCUUCGAGUUGUGGUCUCUGUUCAGCUUCUCCCCGAUCCAGCACUCGGGCAUCGCGACGUGCUUCGAUGAACACAAGUCGAAUUAUUACACGGGUUAUUCACAGGAGUCGAUGGUUUUAUGUAUUAGGCCCGGAUGAAAACCUGAAGUCUGAACCCUGAGAGAUGAUCACCAGUCGAGUGUCCGUCUGCAAGAAGUCUACGUCUGGCUACGGGCUAACGGGCGAGGCUUUGUGCGCGCUGUUGGCAAUACUCGAAAUUAGCGGCCAUGCCGUCGGAUCUCUGGGGCGCUGUCUGGACGGCCUUUUGUGGUGGUGGUGCCGCCCACAGCGGCCCGUGAUGCAAAGCUCGGCCGAUGCAACGAGACCGCGACAUCGGUUUCCAAGACGACGGCUGUCGUACCGGCGUUUGGCGAUGAUGCAAAGCUUUGAAAAGAGGGUGGCCUCCCUGUCGGUGCCUCUGAAGUCGAUGAAGAAUCUGUCAUGUCCCGACCUGACGAAGAUCGGCCAGAGCAGUCCCAAAUGCCUGAGCCGCGCUCCCAGCUUCGGAGACUCCCUGGGGAACUGCAGUGACACCAUGUCUGUCUCGGACAUGGGCACGGAUGAUCUCGAAGAAACGCAGUACUCGAGUUUCUUGAAGAACCGGGACCUCCUGAAGACAAACAGAUACCUGGAAGACAGCGACUCCUCCGACUGCAGCCACAUUGAGAUGAGGAUUCCAGCUAUUUCAGAUGAUGACGCAGCCCAAACGCUAAGCGACAAGUCUUCUCAAAACGACUCUGGUUCGCCGAAACUCAAGCCUAAGACCUCCUAUCAACUUAAACACAGGAGAAAAGCUCCGGUGCCUCUGAGUCCACUUGCCCACCAGAGCAAUCAGAUUCCAAGCAUCAAGGUCACUUGUGAGACUCAGUCGCAGCGCUCCAGAAAGUCAAAGCAGACGGCCUGGGCGGCCACGUGGCUGGCCAGUGCGAAGGAAUGGUUGGCAGAGCUGCAGGAAGACUUCUCCGAGUGCUGCCACGUCGAAGUGACGGACUUGCCGCCCAAAGACGACGACGAACCCUUCUCGCUCAAGUACACCAAGGACACCCUCUUCAGAUUCGCGUGCGUCGACAGCUCCCUUAGAGGCGUCCAACACGAGUGCACCAAGCUCAUACACUGGAAGUCACCGCUUCAAACAUUGCUCUUCAUCGGGGCUUUUCUGCACGGACUGUGGGGCGACUAUCUGCUCACACUUCUCCUCUUUGCCAUCGCACUGGGACUCAUCAGAAACUACGUAAACAAAAUGGGUUUUCUUGGACCUAAAGAAGACAUGUUUACGACUGACCACAAGAAGCUUGGCAUUGGAAUGGGAAUCGACAAGGUACCGGCCAUCAUGUCACUCAACAUGAAAAUCGCGAAAAGCUUCCACAUGAUGUCCGACGUCUUUGACAAGGGAAUGAGUCUGUGGACCUGGAGGAGACCGUCAGUAACAAUGAAGGUUCUGGGAUUCCUGCUUUGCGUCGUGGUGUACUCCUUGUUGAGACCAACUUCGGAAGUGAUCAAAGUUCUCGGGACGUUGACCACCGUGAAGGUAUUUUUCCUGGACUACGUGUUCGCGCGCUUCCCCAAGGUGCGCGCCAAGUACGACCUCGCCUGGAUCCUGUGGAACGAGCUGCCCACGGGACCCGAGAUCGAGAGGCAGGCUCGCCAGAGCAAGAAGAAGGAGAAGCUGUCCAAGAAGAAGUCCGACGCUGGCCAAGCACCGGUGAUCACCAUCAACAACAACGUCUGCGAAAGCCGGUCGGGGUCUCCCGUGUCCUUCAGGGAGGAAGAGGCACACUUGCUCAACGGAAUUUUUGGCAUCUCGAGCUCGGAAACCUGCGUCCCCGGUUGGGAACAAGGCAGGAAGUGCACCCUGAUCAAGAAAGAACGGUCGCUAACGUCAGCCUUCCGUAACGGACGCCUCUACCUGACAAACAAUUAUUUGUUGUUUCUGCGCUACAAGAGCCAGCACCCCAAGAACGUCGCAAUCCCUCUCACUAGGAUCAUGAAGUUGGAGAAGGGAAGGCCAUAUUCCUGGAUCCCUGGUGACGGCAUGUCACUAGUGGUAACAACGAGCACUGGCGAUGUCUUCACGUUCGGGGCAGUGAAUAACAGGGAAGACACGUUCAGGAGCAUCGUCGAUCUGGGUCUGCAGCACGGCUUCAGCUGGGCUUCAGCAGCCGAACAACUGUUCCAGACAAAGACAACGGCCACAAGCUAGCUUCGCGACUUGCAACCAUCUCUUUCAUCUGUACAUAGUUCUCAUAUUCAGAGAUCUGCAACACUACUACUUAGGAUCUAGUAUUCAGCACUACAUAAGCGAUCUAUGUUAGUGUGUUGGUAGUCCGACUAGUCACUGUACAUAAGCAAGAGAGUAAGCAACCAGUCGGAGCAAAAUAGAAGUGCAAUGGUCUCAGCACAAGCAGGACGCUGUGGUAGUCUUUCAGUAGACACACUUUAGUGGAGCAUAAGGAGCUACCUUCAAGGCUUGCAUGCUGAGGCAAGGUCCUGCUCCACGAAGCAAAGCGAGCCUUAUGUGUCUUACCUAUGAUUGCUAAGAAUCUCCAUCUUGUGAAAGAUAUGCUCCAAAAAAAGAAGGGUGAACCAUCAUCGAAGAACGUUGCAGGCUCAACAAUUUAUUUGUGAAAUCAUACCCUUUGUACAAUAAUUUAAAGAAAUAAACUGUUACAAAAACAAA